Messenger RNA from Macrosiphum euphorbiae (potato aphid), 999 nucleotides. The record is from the annotation of a GenBank genome assembly. Lineage: Eukaryota; Metazoa; Arthropoda; Insecta; Hemiptera; Aphididae.
AUGGGAGAAUAUUACCAGCAUCUUUUUGAAAAUCAUAAUAGUAUUGACCAGAUAAUCGAACCAAGAUGUCCUGGUUACUAUUGUGGUCGACUAGAUUUAGGUAAUGGACGUACAAGUGAUUGUGGUUCGUGUCCGUCGGGUACAAAAGUCAAUUCAAUUCAUAUUUGUCAACAAUGCACAGAUUCUCCUUCAUCAUAUGAUUUCAUGUACCUCUUAUUCAUGGCAACAGUGCCUUUAUUAUUUCAUGCCGUGUACAUAGAUCUUUCUUUGUCGUCAAUAUUAUGGGCAUUCAAAGGAAAAAGUGGAAAUUCUCAGAAAAAAACUAAAACAAAAAUUGUCCUAAAUAUAUCAGCAAUAUUGGAAAUAUUUAUUGCAGCGGUUUCAGCAGUCCUAAUUGUUGAUCCUAUUGGACAUCUAUGGAUUCGAUCAUGUCGUACACAAUGGCUAUCUGAUUGGUAUACCGUUUUGUAUAAUCCAACACCAGAUUACCGUGAAUCAUUACGAUGUACUCAAGAAGCUGUAUAUCCAUUGUAUUCCAUGAUUUUUAUUUUUUAUCUGGCUUGUAUAAUUGUUUUGCUCACGAUACGUCCAUUGUUGUCUGCUUAUUUCAAUCUUAACAGAGGGGCCUAUUUGAAAACUAUAUAUGCUGGAUUAUAUUUUUUCCCUAUAGCAGCUAUAAUUCAUGCGUUCCUAGGAGGUAUUGUUUAUGUCACAUUUCCUUAUAUUGUAAUUGUUGUUUCUGUAAUAUCAAGUGCGAUUCAUUUUGCUACAGAAAUAAAUCAGUCUGCAAAGUAUUUGAUUGUGAACACUGUAUGUGUGCCAAGAAACAUACUGAUUGUAGCUGUACAUUGGGUCAGUCAUGGAUUUGGUAUUGUAGCCAUAACUCAGUUGGAAAAUCCACCAGUUGACUAUGCUUUAUUGUUACUCAUUCCUUUACCAACCCUUUUUUAUAUUGCAACUACACGCAUAAGUGAACCAUCAAAAAUUCUUGUAUUAUGA